UCGCACACGCCUCACUGCUUGAUUGUAUCGCCGUCUGUGCAGAUGACGCACUGAGGUUCAGUGUGUGAAGAUGGCUCCCUUUCCGGACGAGGUGGAUGUUUUUACUGGCCCACAUUGGCGAAUGAAGCAGCUGGUGGGCCUGUAUUGCGAAAAGCUGUCAAAAACCAACUUCUCCAACAACAGUGAUUUUCGCUCAUUUCUCCAGUCGCUGUGCGCCACCUUUAAGGAGUUCAAGAUGCAUGAACAAAUUGAGAAUGAGUACAUUAUCGGUCUGUUGCAACAGCGCUGCUGCACUGUGUACAACGUACACUCGGACAACAAUCUGUCAGAGAUGUUGUCCCUCUUUGAAAAGGGGUUGCACAGCAUUAAGAGUGAAUAUGAGCAGCUAAACUAUGCCCAGCAGCUGAAGGAAAGACUAGAAGCGUUCACGCAAGAUUUUCUGCCGCACAUGAAGGAAGAAGAAGAGGUGUUUCAGCCUAUGCUCAUGCAGUACUUCACCUAUGAGGAGCUCAAGGACAUCAAGAAGCAGGUGAUAGCACAGCACUGCAGCCAGCAGCAGUGGGACUGUGCCGCUGAGGUCCUGAAGGGCUUCAGUUUGUGGAGCCAGGCAGAGCAGCUGCAAAAAGCCUUCAAAUAUGCUGAUCAUGAGAAGACAGAUUAUGAACUGGAAAAGAACGAGAAGUCUUCAGCCCACAUCUCCCAGCUUCCUACAGAAAUCAUGCUGAGGCUGUUCCGCUAUCUGGGCCCUGAAGAUCUGUGUCGCUGUAGUCAAGUGUGCAGCUCUUGGUCUGAGCUGGCCAAGACUGGCUCUCUGUGGAGGCAUCUCUACCCUGUGCGCUGGGCCAGAGGUGAUUAUUAUAGUGGCCCUCCAGGGGAACUGGACCAGGAACCAGAUGAGGACUGGGUCAAGAGUCGACAGAAUGAGGGUCGCGCCUAUCAGGAAUGGGAUGAGGAUGCUGAUGUUGAUGAAUCUGAUGUGUCGGGCCAUACACAGGGCUCCCUCGCUAUUAGCACUGCUCAGCGAGAGAAGAGGCUUCUGAAUGGGAUUAUCCAGAACCUCCUGCCAGCUGUGGGUCCGUCUGUCAAGUCCAUUGUUCUGGCAUACAGCUCUACCGUCUCUAGUAAAAUGGUGCGCCAGAUCCUCAAUCUCUGCCCCAAUAUCACUCACCUGGACCUGACCCAGACUGAUAUUACAGAUUUUGCAUUUGACAGCUGGACAUCCCUCGGAGCCUGUCUGUCUCUGGAGCACCUGGAUUUGUCAGGUUGUGAGAAGAUUACCGAUCACACCCUGAAGAAGCUGUCUUUCGGGCUUGGUGACCUCACGUCUUCCACCUGCUCUGAUAAACGCUCAGAUCGACGAGCCAAGCUCCUCAAAAGUUCCCCUCUGCCUAUCAUGCUUACAGAAGAGAGUAAGCUAAAUCCAAUGCAGCGGAAGCGGCAAGCCAUCAUUUUUAAGCAAGGGACUGGCCGUUGGGGGGCUGCCUCCACCCCCACAAGAGUGUGGGUCUUGGACUCCUCAGACCUUGCUGACAUUGAAGAUGCUGCAGAGUGGAGCCGUCGUGAUGGGAUGCAUCUCCCGGAAGCAGAAAGCUUCGUAGAAACACAGCUUGUGGGAGGCUCGUGCUGUUGCAGGAGGAGCAGGAGGCGCGGGCACAGGACUGGCUCAAAUUCCUCCUACUUGCAUCAGCAGUAUGCAAUGUCCACAGAAACAUUUUGUGGUCACUCCACCUGCUGCACUGGUGACACGGCCCUCAGGACUUUUACUGGGCCCCACUGCGAGUCAGGCACUGCCAGAAGCAGCACUGCAGAAUUUCGGACUAAAUGCUCCCCGUUUGGGGGGAUGCAGUGUCUUGAAAAGAGGACUGACCAAUCAGAGGCAAAACGCUCACUGAGAUUUCUCAGUCUGUCUGGAUGUUAUCAAGUCACAGAUUUGGGCUUGAGGGCUCUGUCACAGCGUGGAGGGCUUCCUCUCCUGGAGCAUCUCAACUUGUCUGGCUGCCUCUUCAUAACUGAGGUGGGGCUGCAGGAGUUGGUGUCAGCCUGCCCUUCCCUCAAUGAUGAGCACUUCUAUUACUGUGACAACAUCAACGGUCCUCAUGCAGACACGGCCAGCGGCUGCCAGAACCUGCAGUGUGGUUUCAGGGCGUGCUGUCGCUCUGGAGAGUGACCCUGUCAGGCAGCCACCUCUCCUAAAAUGUCACGUCACCUUGUUAUUGCACUUUAUCCUGGGAAUACCGGUUGCUGUAUUUUAUGUCACCUAAAAAAUGUUUCUGGAUGAAACUGUAAUUUUGCUCCCGUUGUUUCCAUUUCCAUGUAUAUUAAAUGGAAAUAAUCCUUUAGAAAAGGAAAACCCUGAUGUAUUUGAAGUGACUGAAAAAUUUCAUUCUGGUUCCUUUUUUGGGGGGGAAUUUGAAAAAUUAAAAACUAGAGAAGUAUUAACACCAAGUACUAUGUGUCUUCUGUAGUUAAACCUUGUUUCUUCUCACCAAAACUAUACAGAUUUGUGUAGACUGACAGUUGAUCAGUUGAUUCGUGCAUCUCAAAACAAUGUUUUUUGUUUUUUUUUUUAAACAAGCUUUGUCAUUUAUUGUGGAGGAUGAUGUGGAAAUUGAAACAGGAAUUAAUUUAUGAAUUGAUUGCUGCCUCCCCUUAUACUGAAGCUGACUAUUGUUGAUGAUUAGGAAUCAGAAAGAUCAACUUAUAGAUCACUGUACAUGGUGGACUAUUUGAUCCCCCUUUGUUCUCCUACUUUGAUGUUCAGUUCACUGUUGAUGCUGGCUUACUGAGACACCAGUAACAGAUUUACAGACAUAGGAAUUGGUACAUGGUGUUGCAGUGCAGUCUUAACCCUUUUUUUUUCCAACUUUGUGAUACCAUAUACAUAUUCACCAAAUCAAGCCUGUUGCUUUUAUUUUUCUUUAUGCACUCCAAUAUCGCGGGUGAAGGAAUGGACCAAUGUUCAUAGAAGAGGGGUUUGAACAACACAGAAGAGCUUUCAGAGAAGCUGAAAGGGGAUUCAGAAUGAGAACGCUCAGACUGGGAGAAGCCGACUGUGUUUGGUCAGUUUUCAGGAGAUUGUACUUCACCUUUAAUCAUUCUGCAGCUUGUUCAAGUCUUGCAUGAGGAGUUCUAUUGGAAAUGUUCAAUUCAUAAACAGAACAAUUAAAGUAUCUUGGGGUUAAAA
Scatophagus argus is the source of this 3184-nucleotide messenger RNA. It is a transcript of the gene fbxl5, whose product is annotated as F-box and leucine-rich repeat protein 5. Gene Ontology annotation, cellular component: SCF ubiquitin ligase complex. The record is from RefSeq and is a predicted model, not a curated record. Lineage: Eukaryota; Metazoa; Chordata; Actinopteri; Scatophagidae. Gene Ontology annotation, biological process: intracellular iron ion homeostasis; SCF-dependent proteasomal ubiquitin-dependent protein catabolic process. The transcript is spliced from 11 exons. Gene Ontology annotation, molecular function: protein binding. Bases 71 to 2167 code for a protein of 698 amino acids.